AGAGAGAGAGAGAUGUCGCUCGUGGAUUACGCCUCUUCGGAAGAAGAAGAAGAGAUCGAUUUGCAGGAAAAAGGAGAAGAAAAGAGGAAGCAACAGAUGGAAUCGGCUGCUCCUUCGCUCUCCCCUCCGUCGACGCGCCCGCUGCCGCCUUUGAUCCCACUCCCCAAUCGCCAGAACCAGCAUGCUAGGUGCUCCUUGGAGAUAGGUGAAUUUCAUGCAACAAGGACCAAAGAGAAUGUACAAAAGAUCCCCAUAGCAGCAAAUCAACCUUCAAAUGUAGUCCCCCCCUUGCCGCCACCUUCAUUGGAAGGACUUCUAGAUGUAUCAGUUCUUUUUGCUACUCAAUCCUACCAAUCAAGCCAAACGGUUGGUACUGAUCACUCCUCUAGAGUUGCUGCUGCACUUGCAGAAACUGCAUCACGAAAGAGAGAAUCAGAUGGUUCCACCUUUCCUCAACCAUCUAGUAAGCAUUCCAGAGGACAAUUACGACGUCUAAGAAAUGUUCCCAACACAAAGGGUGGCUUGUUAGUUCCACCACAGCUCAGUGGGAGGAGCAAUGUGGUUACUGAAGAUAUAGGAAAGUUUUUUGUCAGCAAACUUACAGAGUCAUCUCGGUAACACGUGGACAUCAUUUUAUUCAUGAUCAUCCCUACACCUUGACCUGAGGAUCCUCUAGCAACAUAUUGUGAUGUGAGGCCAGCUUGAAUCUGAUCCUUCUGAGACUUCCUACUUGUAACUACGAUAACAACACGAUCUUUGCUUGUUUGUGCACCUUUGCCUUUUUGUUUAUGUGAUAUUACAAAAAAUAUUUAUCCAAGUAUAUACCGCUUAAUGAUUAGAUGAAGUGUAUAACAAGGAAGAAGUUUGG
Messenger RNA from Musa acuminata subsp. malaccensis (wild Malaysian banana), 868 nucleotides. RefSeq lists its product as uncharacterized. Lineage: Eukaryota; Viridiplantae; Streptophyta; Magnoliopsida; Zingiberales; Musaceae. The record is from RefSeq and is a predicted model, not a curated record.